CAUAUUUACCUUUCAGUCGUAGUUAAAUCACAGAUCGUAUUUGUUGUUAAAUAACAGUCGAAGGCUAUAAUGAAUUUACGGUAUUCUGCAUUGGUUGGUAUAAUAUUUUUGAUAUAUAAAAUGCAUUUGAUGGAAAGUCGUCUUAUUGAGUUUACAAACAUAAAGUGUACAUCGCUGGACAGGAAAUUUAGCGAAUUCGAGUAUUGUUACUUGAAAGCUGCAAAUCGCACUUAUAAAUAUUUGUCAUUAAAGGUUCUUCUCCAUAAGAUGCCGGUACCUCAAUUUUCGCUAAAUGCAGCAAUUAAUAAGCGAUCGAAUGGACUGAUGCCGGUUAGCUAUAAUCUUACUUUUGAUGGCUGCAGGAUGGUAGCAGAUAUGGGUAAACCCUUGAUUUCAUUUCUUUUUGGGUUAAUUAAAGCUUACUCAAACAUCAACCAUUCAUGUCCCUUUGACCAUGAUAUUAUUGUUGAUAAGCUGCCCACUCAUUUCGUAAACCAACAACUCACCGGAUUUUUACCCUUACCUGAUGGAGAUUAUGUAUUCAAUAGCAAUUGGUUGGCAAACGGCAUAAAUCGGGCCAAUGUUCGGCUUCACUUCUCGUAUACGUAA
Drosophila eugracilis is the source of this 609-nucleotide messenger RNA. RefSeq lists its product as uncharacterized. The transcript is spliced from 4 exons. Lineage: Eukaryota; Metazoa; Arthropoda; Insecta; Diptera; Drosophilidae. The coding region runs from base 70 to 609 and encodes 179 amino acids. The record is from RefSeq and is a predicted model, not a curated record.